Molecule: messenger RNA, 2883 nt
Organism: Ostrea edulis (European flat oyster)
Lineage: Eukaryota; Metazoa; Mollusca; Bivalvia; Ostreida; Ostreidae
Product: mesenchyme-specific cell surface glycoprotein-like
Exons: 12
Coding region: 1006-2835 (609 amino acids)
Source: RefSeq, a predicted model, not a curated record
CUUGGUGGAACAUUUACUGACUCCAACAUUGUAUUUUUGUUUGUAAGGGUUUUUGUGAAGUUUAGCAAUCUAGUAUAGGUAAGGUAAUUCAUAUCCAUCCAUCCCAUUGACUGAGAUAUUAUAUGUGUCUAAAACGGACGCAUGAUUUUGAAGAAUUUCAUCUUUUCAAAGACUGAUGAAGUAUAAGUAGGAUAACAAAAUGUGGAAUUAAAGUUCGUUUGCAAUACAGUUGAGCCUUACAAACAAAGACAAUGUUGUUACAAAUUUGUCAGCUGAAACCAAAACAUAUUCUUCAUAUAACUUAUCCAAUUCUUUGAUCAAUUCUGGUUUAAAUAAAUAACGAUAUUUACUUGGCAUGUCUCUAAAUCAUAUUUUUACAAGUCGUAAAUUUUAUCUAUAUUUAGUUGAAUUAUACAACAAAAACAAUGCACACAUGGAAGGUUAAACCGACCAAUCAAAUAAUUAACUAUCCGCCCACGAAGAACCACAGGGGAUGUGUCACCUGUAUAAACACAUAAUUAACACUGCCGGGCUAGUCCCAGGCAUUCACCGUUAUCAAGGUAAGUAAUUACACGCUUAAGUAAUGAUACGCUACCACCACCUCAAGAGAUCGAGAGUGAAAAACAAGGAAUAUGUUAUACGGGACUCAAAUUUUCUCUUCGAGAGAUUGAGAACUUUAAGAGAUCAAACGUUGACGAUAUCCAGAGUAAAUUUGUCUAAUUUGCCUAACUUGAUCGAGAGAACAAUCGGGGCCGUGAUUUCAGUUUGCGAGAUCAAGAAGAACUUGGAGAGAUCGAAGUUCGAGCUAUCUAAAGUCACCUGUGCGUUUUGAAUUGAAGUUUAAUGUGAUGCUACGUUUAUUUAAGGAAAUGUCGAAGUCUGACAUUCGAUGUUUGAUUUGGUGCGCUUAAGGUGGAAUCUAACGUAGAGCACGUGACUAAUCACAUGACACUGAAAAAUGCGUAUAUGUAGGUAAUUUUAUUGCCAAGUUAUACUUUUGCUGCGAUGUCUGUCCUCAGCAUGGAAAAUUAUAUCAAGGCGAUCCAAAAUCUGUUAUUAUUCUCACAGCUCUUAGUGGCAGUAUACGUUCAGUGCGAAAAUAUUCAUCUGAACAAAAUUUCUACCUUAAAUAUACCGUCAUCAUACACCGCCAUGGGGGCACCUGUAUUCACGUUAAAAAGUGGAUCUGCCGAACAGCUAGCUUAUGAUCCGCAGGACAAAUUCGUGUACAUUGUUGGGGCGUCCAAACUCAAUGUCGUCGAUAUAUCAGACAUUGUAAAUCCAAAGGUUGUUUUUCAUCACUUUUUGGGAGAUUUUGAUCCAACUGACGUCGAAUUCUGUGGAGGUCAUGUUUUUGUGGCUUUGGAUAACAAUCACAACAGAGAGGCUGGAAGACUGGUGGUUUUCAAGAAGUAUGAUAUGAAUACCAACUCUAUGGAAGCAGUUUUGAAUAUUACAGUCGGCCCUCUACCAGACAUGCUUCUGCCGACGUCCGACUGUAGAACUGUUCUAAUCGCAUUGGAGGCAGAAGCAUUCGCCAGAGAGGGCAGUUUAGUUGACCCCGAAGGAGGAAUAGGACUUUUGAAAUUCCUCGACGCUGAUCACAUCUCUAACUUAAACUACUCAUAUAAAAAACUGAAUUUUCACUACUUUAAUGACAGGUGGAAUGACUUGUCAAAUUCCGGUGUGCGUUUUGUUUACAAAGGUCAAAAUAAUUCAUUCUCUCAAGAUUUAGAACCAGAAUAUGUCACAUAUAGCAAAGAUGAAAAGAAAGCCUAUAUUUGUCUUCAGGAAAAUAACGCCAUAGCAAUUGUGGAUUUAGAGACAGAAAAUAUCACAUCAAUUCACGGACUAGGUUUCAAAAACUGGAGUAACUCUAAACUAGAUGCAAGCGACAGAGACAAUGGAAUAAACAUUAGAUCCCUACCGGUGUAUGGAAUGUUCCAGCCCGAUUCCAUUCACGCAGUAGAAGUGGACGAUGUCGAAUACCUUAUCACAGCCAAUGAAGGAGACAGCAAAGACUAUUCUGGUUUCACAUUGAACAUAGCUGGUUUUAACGAAGAAGCUCGAGCCAAGGAUAUCACACUUUCAAAUAAUUCGGAAGUAAGCCGGUGGGCGUUGGAGAACAACGUGAAUAAUAUCAUGGACAAUGAGAAUUUAGGCAGGCUUCAAAUAACUACAGAGAAUGGACGAUUAUCUGACGGUACUUAUGAAAAACUGUUCACAUUUGGUGGUCGAGGAUUUUCUGUUUGGAGGACCGAUACAAUGUCUAGAAUAUAUGAUAGCGGAAGUGACGUUGAAGAUACCCAUGCGCACUCUAGACCUGAUCUUUUUAAUGCCAAUCCAGAAUCUGAAACAGUCAUCAAAGAAACAAUGGACUCUCGAUCUGAUAACAAAGGUCCUGAAAGUGAAAGCCUUGCGAUUGGUCAUGAUGACAAUAGAUUGAUAGUCUUCCUUGGAAAUGAGAGACCAGGUUCUAUCAGUAUAUAUUCAUUUAAUGGAGAUAUGGCCACACCUAAUUUCGAAAGUGUAUACUGGGAUAUACCGAACUCGGAGGAAACGUGGAUACAGGCUUUCAACCAGCGGACCUUAAGCAGCUUAGACCCAGAAGAUCUAAAGUAUAUUACUCCGCGUGAAAGUCCCAGUGGCCGAGCGCUACUGCUUGUGGCGGGCUCUGUUAGUGGAACUCUCUCUAUACUAGAAGUACAAGGUGUCAGUACAGAUAAUACAAGAAGUAGCGGAUCUCAAAACUGUAUAGACAGUAGCGUGGUUGCCAUACUUUUCAUACUGCUCACAGUAUGUCUACAUCAGCUCUAUGAUUACAACUACAGCUAGUUUUGAAAAACAUGUAAAUGUGAUUUCUUAUUAAAUUCUUGUUUCAAU